Molecule: messenger RNA, 2868 nt
Organism: Monodelphis domestica (gray short-tailed opossum)
Lineage: Eukaryota; Metazoa; Chordata; Mammalia; Didelphimorphia; Didelphidae
Gene: XKR9
Product: XK related 9
Cellular component (GO): membrane
Source: RefSeq, a predicted model, not a curated record
GGUAUAUACCUAGAGUGCUGGAUCAGGGAGUCAAGAAGACUUGAGUUCAAAUCCCACUUCUGAUACUGUAGGCAAAUCAUUUAAAUCUUCGAAGCUUAGAACAACUGAUAGAAUUGUUUUGACGGUAAAAUGAGAUAAUUUGUAUAAUGCUUGAAAGCUGAAAAGAGCUCAAGAAAUAUCUUUCCUAUGAUUUCAUAGGAGGGGUUAAAGGGUACAUGAAAUUAAUAUUCCCUGGCACAUGACUGCAAAGUAAAUAAAAACUUGGUAUAAAUUUUAGUGUAUAUUAGUACUGACUGUGACUGUGGUUACAAAGGAGUGCAUUCUUUUUAAAAAACCUUACUUUUUUUUUUUGCUUUGAAUUCAUUUAUUUAAUUAAUUUAGCAUGUUUUUGCAUGGUUACAUGAUUCAUGUUUUUUCCCUCCUCCUUCCCUCUCCCCCCAUAGCCAAUGAACAAUUCAACUUGAGUUUACAUGUAUCAUUGAUCAAGACCCAUUUCCAUAUUAAUAUUUGCAAUAGAGUGAUCAUUUAAAGUCUAUAUCCCCAAUCAUAUUGCCAUUGAACCAUGUGAUCAAGCAAAUGUUUUUCUUCUGUAAAACCUUACUUUCUGUCUUAGUGACACCUCUAAGACUGAAGGGCAAAGGCUAAUCAUGCAAUAUAUUAAAUAACUUGCCUAGGUUCACACAGCUAGGAAGUAUCUAGCUGCCCCACAAAGGGGUGUGUUCUUAAUGCGACAUGUAAUAGAUAUUAUGUCAUCAGUAGAUUAGAUAGCAAAACACAUGACUAACAGGUGAUUUGAGUUUCAUUUUGGUAUUCGAUCUUAAAGACUUACGUGCCUUUUAAAUACAACUGGUUUAAAUUCAUGAGAAAUCAAAUGUUUCCAAGGAUGAUUUUUUUUUUCUGAAGAGACUUUGAAUUAAAGGAAGAUUUGUAGUGAUAGAAAACAUUUACAUUUGUUGUGGAUAAGCAAUUUAAACUUUCUGUUGCACAAAAGGAGCUGGAUCCAAAUCCAACCAACUUCAGCAUUAAGGUGCCAUUAUUUGGGAUAAAGGAAGAAUAUUUUGUUUAUUUUGAAAUAGACAAUUGAAUGCUCCACAUUCACAUCUAGUGUUAUAACAUCGGUUCUUUAGGAAAAAAUUAUUGCAAUUAGUUACUUUAGAUUCAGUUUUCUAGUUUCAUUCACUUUCUUAUGAGAAGCCUUGAGUCAAUAGAAGUUAAAAAUCAGUUCUAUAGUGAAGAGUGUAUUAAUAUGAGAUAAUAGGAAGCAGGCAGCCAAGAACUAUAUAGUGUCUGUCUCAUAAUGGGAUUUACAAAAUUGAAUUUUUUUAUAUUAGUUCUUGGCAUUCUAAUCUAUAUAACUGAUUUAAUAAUGGACAUCUGGGUGUCUGUGAAUUUUUUCUGCAAAGGACAGCAUAUUUUUGGCAUUUUAACAAUGAGCUUUAUGCUUAUUGCAGCAGGAAUAGUCCAGUGUUUUAGUUUUAUGUGGUACAAGGAAGAUUAUCAGAAAAUGGGUCAGAAAGGGCCCAGUUGCAGUCUUCUUAUUCAUUGCUUUCAGGGAGGAAUUUUUAUAAGGUAUUGGUUUGCUUUGCGGAGGGGGUACCAUUUGGCUUUCCAAUGUAGCAGCUCAGAUGGCCUCUCUGGGAGGCCAGCCCUGACACAAGACCCCACAGACCUCUCUACUCCCAGUAGAGAAGAAGGAGCUGACGCCCAUCAGACAGUGAUAAAUGAAGUGACUGACUUGAGCAUGCUCAGGCUAUUUGAAAUCUACCUGGAGGCCUCCCCACAACUUAUGAUUCAGCUUUACAGCCUCAUGGAAUCUGAUCAAGCUGACUGCAUUCAGGUUGCUGCUAUCGUGACCUCUUGCUGUGCUAUUUCCUCGGCAACCGUUGAUUAUCACAUCGCCCUAAGAAAAUCUUUACCUGAUAAAAAACUCCUUAGUGGAUAUUUUCCCAGAUUUAUAUACUUCCUAUAUAAGCUACUUACAUUUACAUCUUGGAUCCUGACUGUUGGUCUUCUAACCGUGAUAAGUAUUAAUUUGAGCUUAAUUCUGCUAAUUAUCCUUUGGAUAUUAGGCAUAAUGUGGGCUUGUAAACAGAAAACUACAUUUUGUACCUCCAAGUGUAUGGAGAUUUUAUACAGAGGAGUUGUUGGAUUCAUUCUGAUUUUUACAUUUUUUAAUGUUAAGGGAGAAAACACAAAAUUCCCCAUGUCUGCUUAUUAUGUCAUGAGGGCGCUGGCCACACUGGGGAUCUUGGUGGUGUUUUGGUCCUGCAUACCACCUGAUGAGUAUCAAGAAUUCUUCAGAGAUUUUACCAUUACCAUAGUUGCAGCUGUAGCUUUUCUGCUUGGCAUUCUUUUUCUUAUUGCUUAUUACACUUCAUUUCACCCAAACAGAAGAGAAGAAAAGAAAAUAUUUGAUGAAGUGGAUGGAAGGAUACCACCAAGAGCCUGUAGAAUAAGAAAUUUCCUAAUGCCAUAACUAUAUCUAGCUAUCUGUUUCUGGGAUGUGUUUGUAUUUCAGGGUUGUCAGGAAUUCUGGAAUAAUGAAAGGAAUUAACUAUGCUUUGUUCCCCUUUGAGAGUUAUGAGGAAGUAACAGUAAUGACCUCUGGGGUAAACAGCACUUAGGAGAAGGGACUUAUCACUGGGAAGUAUGGUGGAAACAACUUAAUUGUCUAUCCAAGGCCAUGAAAGAUAAGUCAACAAGUUGUUAUCAAGUACUGACAGUUUUCUCACAGAAAUGUUUACAGAAACCGACAUAUUAGCUUUUGAAUUGUUUACUACAAAGAGUUUGUUUUUCAUAGUAAGUGAUGAAAAUAUAUGUAUUUUUAUAAUUAAAUACAACAAAUAAAGUUCCACUACAUUUUCCCUG